Planococcus citri (citrus mealybug) is the source of this 1979-nucleotide messenger RNA. RefSeq names its product vacuolar fusion protein MON1 homolog (gene Mon1). The transcript is spliced from 7 exons. The coding region runs from base 236 to 1711 and encodes 491 amino acids. NCBI's taxonomy places the organism in Eukaryota, Metazoa, Arthropoda, Insecta, Hemiptera, Pseudococcidae. Gene Ontology annotation, biological process: protein targeting to vacuole; endosome to lysosome transport via multivesicular body sorting pathway. Gene Ontology annotation, cellular component: Mon1-Ccz1 complex. The record is from RefSeq and is a predicted model, not a curated record.
AAAUUUUUUUAUUGAUAAUGAGAAAUUGAUUUUGAAAAUUUUUAAUUUGGGACCGUCGGCUGUAGUUUUUUGAAAAAAAAGUAUCCGUCGGAAAAUAAUCUAAACUGUAAAUGAUUUUAGUCAAUGUUUUCACAAAUUUUCAAUGUUUUGAAUUUUUAUUCGAGUAGUUUAGCAUUAAAUUUAUGAUCCGCAGUGAAGGUAAUCCUUAUCAUAUUAUUUUUCCCGUAAUCGAAACAUGGCAGAGGCUGAAACGAACGUUCCUGAAGAAACCUCGACAACAAGCUUAGUUGAUGAGCCCGAAGAUGAGAAAACAGUCGUUGAUGAAAUCUGUGAUGAAAUUUCCGAUUUAAAACCAUUCGUUCCGGAUGUCGACGUUAACGAUCAACUCGAAAAUGAUCUGGAGGAUCUCCAGACCAAGCUAGGAGGCGAUUCGAAUGAAGACGAUGACGAAGAUGAUGAAGAAAUUUGUUGGCAAACGGAGGAAUGGAAAAAGAAGGAAAAACACGUUUUCAUUUUGAGUUCGGCGGGAAAACCGAUAUAUUCGAGAUAUGGCAAUGAAGACGAUCUAGUCACAUUAUUCGGUGUAAUGCAAGCUAUUGUAUCAGUCGUAUUAGAUUCGAAUGAUGAAAUUCAAUCGAUUAACACGUCUAACACGCGAUUCACCUUUUUACGUAAAGGUCCAAUUUUACUAGUCUCCGUAUCCCAGAUACCUUCGGAUUCAUUCGAAUUAUCUGUUCUUCAAUUAAACUACGUGUACAAUCAAAUAUUGAGCACGCUAACUUUAUCGCAAUUGACCAGAAUAUUCGAGCAACACAAUAAUUUCGAUUUGAGAAGAUUACUAACCGGUUCAGAACGGCUUAUAAAUAGCUUUUUAAACUUUACCGAAACCGAUCCAGGAUUUUUCCUAAAUGGUGUGGAAUGUUUACCUUUAGCGUCUUCCAUACGUGAUAACAUUACUCAAGCUAUUACGUCGUCUUGUCAGAAAAUUAAAAAUUUAUUAUUCGCGAUAUUACUCGCAGAAAAUCAAUUGAUAUCCCUGGUACGAAUGAAAAAGUACAAUAUUCAACCUCCGGAUAUACAUUUAAUUUUCAAUUUGAUAUUUUCGUCUUUAUCGUUCAGAACAGGCGAAGGAUGGACGCCAAUUUGCUUACCAAAUUUUGAUCCUAGUGGCUGUUUGCAAGCUCAUAUUUCUUAUUUGACGUCCGAAUGUGAUGCAUGUUUGCUGUUGUUAACCGUCGAUCGAGAUUUAUUUUUCACAUUAUCAGAAGCACGUCAGAAAAUUGUGGAGAAACUCGAAAAGAACAAUAUCCUGGAACAACUCACCGAAGCGAUUAAAAAACCUAAAAUUUCACCCGGCGAAUUUGCGAUUCCUAAAUUGCGUCAUUUCAUUUAUAAAAAUAAAAACACCCAUCAGUACGUUUAUCCUGUUUACGACGUUCCUUAUCACGAACCGGAGAGGCAAAAGUCAUUAUUGAGGCUCUAUACUCAAUUAUAUACGCAAGUCAACUCGUCUACGAGACCGUUAAAAUUACUAUUUCAACAAUUGAAAACAGAAGCUGUUCUUGGUUGGGAUACCAAAGGAUUUGAACUGUACUUGGUUUUUGAACCUUUCGUUACUAAACAAGAAGCGAUUAACGCAGUGAAUAAGUUAUUGAAAUGCAUGAAAAAAGAAGAAGAUCGAUUAUUCAUUAAUACCAUACCGACAUUUUAAUCAUAACGGUCUAAUGUGAUAAAGUUACCGAAUUCGAAUCGAAAGUGAAAAAAAAGUACACGGUUAUUCCAAUUUUAAUACAAAGUAAAUAAAAACGUUAUAAUUUUAAUUAAUUGCUUUUUUCAACUAUCGUCUUAAUUCGUAUUGUUGCGAUUUUUUGUACGAAAAUAAGUGUAUUUAAAAAUGUGAUAUUUUUAGCAUUAUUUUUGUAUUCUUAUUAUAUCCAUGUUCUUCAAAUAUAUCGUAAAAUAUGUAUUUUCAUAACGAA